AUGAGAUUAUUAAAAAGCCAUCCUAUUUUAAGGUUAGCGAAUUCUUACUUAGUAGAUUCACCACAACCUUUAAAUUUAAGUUAUAUGUGAAAUUUUGGUUCUUUAUUAGGUGUUUGUUUAAUUAUACAAAUUGUUACAGGUGUAACAUUAGCGAUGCAUUAUAACCCUAGUGUAGCAGAAGCAUUUAAUAGUGUUGAGCAUAUUAUGCGUGAUGUAAAUAAUGGAUGAUUAGUACGUUACUUACACAGUAAUACUGCUUCAGCAUUUUUCUUCAUAGUUUACUUACACAUAGGUAGAGGUUUAUACUACGGAUCAUAUAGAGCACCAAGAACUCUAGUAUGAACUAUUGGUACUGUUAUAUUUAUUUUAAUGAUGGCUACAGCUUUCUUGGGAUACGUCCUUCCUUAUGGGCAAAUGUCACUAUGAGGUGCAACAGUUAUUACUAACCUUAUGAGUGCUAUUCCUUGAGUAGGACAAGAUAUUGUUGAAUUUAUUUGAGGUGUUUGUUUCAAAUGAAGUUACCAACACAAAUGCUCUGUUAACAAUGCUACAUUAAAUAGAUUCUUCUCAUUACACUUCGUUUUACCUUUUGUCUUAGCUGCUUUAGUACUAAUGCAUUUAAUCGUUUUACAUGACACAUCGGGGUCAGGAAAUCCUUUAGGUAUAUCAGGAAACUACGAAAGAAUACCUUUUGCACCUUAUUUCAUAUUUAAAGAUCUUAUUACAAUUUUUGCAUUUAUAUUUGUAUUAUCUUUAUUUGUGUUCUUUAUGCCAAACGUUCUGGGUGACUCAGAAAAUUAUGUAGUGGCGAAUCCUAUGCAAACUCCUGCAGCUAUUGUUCCAGAGUGAUAUCUUCUUCCUUUCUACGCCAUAUUAAGAUCUAUUCCUAACAAAUUAUUAGGAGUGAUAGCCAUGUUCUCUGCUAUCCUUAUAUUACUGUUACUACCUAUUACAGAUGUAAGUAGAUCAAGAGGUAUGCAAUUUAGACCUUUAAGUAAAUGAGCUUUCUUUGUGUUUGUGGCUAAUUUCUUAAUCUUAAUGCAAUUAGGAGCUAAACACGUAGAAUCUCCAUUUAUUGAAUUUGGUCAAAUAAGUACCGUUUUAUACUUUUUAUACUUUACAGUUGUAAUGUAUGGUGUUACUUUUAUUGAAAAUACUUUUGUGGACUUAAAUUUCUACACUAAUACAAAACAUUCUUCCCGGUUUAACUUUGUUACUAAAAAAUAA
Molecule: messenger RNA, 1227 nt
Organism: Parastagonospora nodorum SN15
Lineage: Eukaryota; Fungi; Ascomycota; Dothideomycetes; Pleosporales; Phaeosphaeriaceae
Source: the annotation of a RefSeq genome assembly